Messenger RNA from Ctenopharyngodon idella (grass carp), 6613 nucleotides. It is a transcript of the gene lrig2, whose product is annotated as leucine-rich repeats and immunoglobulin-like domains 2. NCBI's taxonomy places the organism in Eukaryota, Metazoa, Chordata, Actinopteri, Cypriniformes, Xenocyprididae. The record is from RefSeq and is a predicted model, not a curated record. The transcript has 18 exons. Bases 445 to 3582 code for a protein of 1045 amino acids. Gene Ontology annotation, molecular function: protein binding.
GCACGUGACAGAGGGGCGGAUCACGUGUCAACGGAAGAAGAUGCUUUUGUUUUUCCUUGGGAAAAAAGUCGAGGAACAAUGUUUGAAAAGGCGAUUUUUCAGUUAUAUCAUAUAUUUUUCUCAAAAGCAAAGUCGUAAUGUCAUAUAGGACAUUAAAUCUUUUGGGAUAUCUGAACUACAUUUCCACAUCUUGAAGCUUGUUUGACGCUUCAUUUGGGAAUUCUUGAAGCUGCAGAGAUUGCAAGGCGGAAGAAGGGAAUUUCGAAGGGACGAACUGAAAGAGCCUAGUGAUGGCUCCGGAUUAAUUUUAUGAGAGCUUUGCAAUGUUUUUCAACUUAAUUCGGAUUCAUAUGAAAUCAAAUGUAUAUUCUGAAACACAGAUUAAUCUCUGUAUCUCAUUAAUACCAUAAUUUGGAUUGAUCAUUUGCGAUCAAGAAACUCAAAAUGGCGGAGGCCUGGCCCAUCCCCCAGGCCCUGUUUCUGCUCAUAGUAAGUGUCGUGGGCCUGGACACUUGCCCUUCUCCCUGUACGUGUUCUGGUGGUCCAGGUUCAGCACAACUGCUGGAUUGCAAUAGGAAAAGACUGACUUCUGCAGCUCUGGAAGCUCCAGCCUGGAUCACCCAUGCGUCUAUGAAUCAGAAUGAACUUACAGCGGUGCCUUUUCUUGGAGAUGCCUCGUCCAACAUUACUAUGCUGUCACUUGUUCAUAAUCGAAUCUCUGAAGUCAUGGCAGAGCAGCUGUUGCCAUAUUCAUCUCUGGAAAGUCUGGACUUGAGCUCUAAUUCUAUAUCUGAGCUUAAGGCUGGAUCAUUCCCUCCCAUGCAGCUGAAAUACCUCAACCUGAGCAAAAACAAGAUAAGUUCCUUAGAACCUGGCUGUUUUGGAAACAUCAGCUCCCUUCUGGUGUUGAAGAUAAACCAGAACAGACUCUCUCUGCUGCCUGAUAAAGUCUUCACCCUCUCUCAGCUCCAAGUCUUAGAGUUGAGGCGCAACAGGAUUCGUGUGGUGGAAAGUCUCAUUUUCAAAGAACUGAAGGCUCUUAAAUCGUUGAAGAUGCAGCGCAACGGCAUCACAAAGCUGAUGGAUGGAGCUCUCUUUGGUUUGGAAAACAUGGAGGAGCUAGAGUUGGAGUAUAAUAAUCUAACGGAGCUGAAUAAGGGCUGGCUGUAUGGACUGCACAUGUUAAGGAUUCUGCGUGUCAAUCAGAACAAUGUUGGACUCAUUCGAGCUGAUGCCUGGGAGUUUUGCCAUCGCUUGGAAGAAUUGGAUUUGUCUUUCAAUCACUUGAGUCGUUUGGAGGAUUGGGUGUUUUCUGGUCUCAGUCUCCUGCAGAGUCUCAACUUGGGUGACAAUCAAAUCACACACCUGGGAGAAGGAGUGUUCAGCAGCCUGGCUAACGUCCGUACAUUGGACAUCCGUAAUAAUGAGAUAUCUCUCGCCAUCGAGGACUUCAUUGGCAUGUUUGUGGGUUUGAAGAGGCUGAACUCGCUAGUUUUACAGAAUAAUAAAAUCAGGACCAUCACUAAGAGAGCGUUCGAGGGUCUGAUGGAGCUGGAGCAUUUGGACCUGAGUAAGAAUGGCAUCAUGUCUAUUCAUCCUGAUGCUUUCACUCAUUUAAAACUUAAAACACUUGAUUUGAACACCAGCAGUCUCCUGUGUGACUGUCAGCUGCAGUGGUUGGGCCAGUGGUUGACUGACAGCCACUUCCAGCAAUCCUGCACUGCUGUCUGUGCUCAUCCCGCCUCCCUGGCAGGAUCUAGUGUGCUUGUUGUUAAACCAGAAGAGUUUGUCUGCAAUGACUUCCCUAAACCCCAGAUCAGCGCUCACCCCAAGACCGCUGUGGCCUUACGUGGGACCAACAUCACUCUGAACUGCUCUGCGUUCAGCAGCAGCGACUCUCCCAUGAGCACCGCCUGGCGCAAAGACGGAGAGGUGCUGUAUGAAGCUCAGGUGCAGAACUACGCUCGGUACCAGGAUCACCGCCUCCUCUACACCACCGUACUCCACCUGCUCAACGUCAAUUUCACCGACGAGGGCCAGUACCAGUGUGUGGUCUCCAACCAUUUUGGGUCCAACUACUCCACCCUGGCCAAGCUCACUGUUAAUGAGCUCCCCACCUUCCUGAAGACACCCAUGGAUCUGACCAUCCGGACUGGUACGGUCGCUAGGUUGGAGUGCGCUGCAGAGGGACACCCGACACCCCAGAUCGCAUGGCAAAAAGAUGGCGGUAUCAAUUUCCCUGCUGCCCGUGAAAGAAGGAUGCAUGUCAUGCCAGACGAUGACACUUUUUUCAUUGCUAACGUGAAGGCGGAGGAUAUGGGUGUCUAUAGCUGUACGGCCAAAAACGAGGCAGGCAGCCUGUCAGCCAAUGCCACUCUUACUGUGCUAGAAACCCCAUCCUUCCAGCGCCCUCUAGAGGACCGUAACGUCGCCCGAGGUGAGACUGCUGUCCUGCAGUGCAUAGCUCGUGGUAGCCCUGCCCCCCGCCUUAACUGGACCAAAGACGACGCCCCGUUAAUACUGACGGAACGUCACUUCUUCGCGGCAGCCAAUCAGCUCCUCAUAAUCGUAGAUGCUGGCCCUGCUGAUGCAGGGAAAUACACAUGCAUUAUGUCCAACACGCUGGGCACAGAGCGUGGCCAUAUCUACCUCAGUGUCUCGCCCUCGGCCAACUGUGACCCGGUGACCAGCGUAUACGGUCAGGAUGGAUGGACAACGGUUGGCAUUGUUGUGAUGGUGGUCGUUUGCUGCGUCGUUGGCACCUCGCUUGUGUGGGUCAUUGUCAUUUACCACAUGAGGAGAAAGAGUGAAGACUACAGCAUAACAAAUACAGAUGAGAUGAACCUACCAGCGGACAUUCCCAGUUACCUCUCAUCUCAGGGUACGCUGUCAGAGCCUCAGGAGGGCUACAGUAACUCAGAGAACGGAAGCCACCAGCAGCUCAUGCCCUCUCAUGCUAAUGGUUAUGUCCACAAAGGCACCGACGGAGUAUGUUAUGGUGAAGUGAGCAGUGAUGUUGAUCCAGAUGCUAAUGGAAUGCUGGGUAGUCAUGUGGGCUCUUUCUUUGCUGGACGUAGCAGCUUCCAUCGGAGCGAACCUAGAGAGGGUCAGGCAAAUGUCCCCAAUGGGGGAGCGGGCCCUCUAGUCAUCUGCUCAGACUGCUACGACAACGCCAAUAUCUACUCGCGCACGCGUGAGUACUGCCCAUACGCCUACCUGACAGAGGACGAACCACUUGUGGCCCAGAUCUCUCGGGACGGACACCAGAGCGGCCAUCAAGAGCGGGAUCAGCACACAGACACGGCACUGGAGAGUUUUAUAAGCCAGCAGAACGCCUCUGUGUUCCUCACCAACCAUGAGCCACGACUACCAGUGUCACAACACUAUAGCACUGAUGUCCCAGGCAGAUCAUUUUGGGAUGGUGAGGAAACCCAUUCUUCCAUCCUUGCCCAGGCCUCAGUGACUGUACACAAGCCCCCGACGGGUCUGUCCGCUGGGGACAGCCGAGAGGAGAAGAGGGGGGCACUGGAGGAAGGCCCAUACAGGACUAACUCACAGGAAAGCGCCUCUGCGCCCACAUAAACCCCAGCCAGCCCUGUCUUCCCCAAACAUCACCACCUUGUCCUUCAGUCGCCUUCCAGUGCCCUCAGCCCACUACCUCCUUGGAGAAGCCUCAUUAUCUGCCAAAUGAAAUGCCUCUCUCUUCAAUGUUUACACUGCCUCUCCUGUACCUCCCCACCAUGUUCCUUUGUAGCCCACUUGGAUGUGCAUUUUGCGGAAAACUCUUUGAAACAGGAGAGAGAAUUCCUGCUUUCACUAUUCCUCAAAGUCUGGUUUGAGCCCUGAAUGUAACAUUUCCAAGAGCUCCGCUAGUCCUACCGUAACCUGUGACGUACAGAUUAUGCCAUGUUUGGUUUUCCUACCUACUUAAGAGCGUUGAGCCUUUUUGCAUAUGCCAAAGCUUGACCCAGACUCACCUAUAACUUGCUUUUGAACCUGUACGAACAUUGACUGUGAAGAUUGGACUGCUGAAAUAGGGCAGUGAUGUUCUCUGAAUGACAUCAGAGGGUCAAUCACCUGUGUUGCAUUUCUCAUUCCUAUUGGCAAGUGGUACUGACUGAUGACCAAUAAUGUGUUAACAGAGCAGAAGACUGUUGUUUCCACUGUUAUUGUAUGCCGGAGUUACUGUUAUUUGUCAUUAAUAAUGCAUUUUUUUUGUGUAGUGCUUCUCACAAACCCAAACAUAUUUUUCAAUUUCUCUCUGUUUUCUUAAGGCACUAUAAUAGACAGUAAGAAAGACCCGAUAUAUUGCACCUUUGACAAUCUGCCCAGUACAGCCUUAUGCAAUCGUAAUAUGCUAACUUUUUUUAUUUUUUUUACGCUUCUUUCCUGUAUUAUGCUUUCAUCUUUCUAUUUUGUGUCUUUUGUGACAUAAUUUUAGGGGUUAACAUUUUAAUUGGUCUAACCCCACUAUUUGCAUUCUUGCAAGUGUGCACCAAAUGGAAUUGUAGUAUUUUUGUUUGAGCACCAACGGUGUGAGUUUGGAGUUUACAUUUAUUGCAGUUCCAUACAUGCUGCAUUUGAAAUUUGUUGUUACAGAUGGAUCAAAUCUCAUCUUGCCUUUGAAUACCUUUUUUUUUUUUUUUUUUUUUAAGGCUUUCAGGUCAUCUUCUCAAUUUAAGGUUUAAGAACUAUUGUGACAGUUAGGCAUGGUCAUGCCUAGUCAUUUUUAUUGUUUUGGCCUUAAAAGGACUGCUGGAUUUUGACUUUCUUGUCUGUAAACAUUCACUUAAGAGAGUUGGGCUGUGUCCGAAACUAAAGUCCGUCUUGCUGCCCAAUUAUUCAACGGACACCUUUCAAGGAAACACAUUUUGGGCUCCCUUUCAAGGCACUAACAUCACUUCUAAUGACCUUGAUUUGAACAUGCCUUGAUCCCUUCCUGCCAGUGUUGCCAAGUUCACAUUUUUCCCUUGGAAUUGGGCUAUUUUAACACUGUUGCCACAGGUCGUCUUUCAUGACUGCGGGUUGAAGCAACCCCAAAAAUCAUGAUAUUUAGCCCCUGGAAUGCAAAUUUUACUGGGGAAAGCGCCAAAAAGAGAAUUUUACCCCCCUGAAAUGCGAUUGGGCUAGUUUUGGGCUAGCUUUUAGUAGAUAUAGCCACAACCUUGCUUUAAAGGUGCAGUAAUAUUUACCUUUGAAUGGCAAAAUUCUGUUGGCAAAAUGCAGUCAUCUCAGUAGAAAUCUGCAUGAUCUGGAAAUUUGUGUGAGGUGAAACGUCCCCAUGUGGAUUUUGUUUGAAAUUCAAGUUUGUUGAACUUGGAACACACAAACCAUGCUUCGACCAAUAUAUAGAUUACGUUUACGAAUGCUCUGCAGAAUUUCAUGGGUGAAACCGAGUCAUUCCAAUAAGAGACUGCAUGAUCGGGAGUCUCACGCAAGGAUGAAAAAAUUCCCCACCCAGAUUCUGCUCAUUUUCAAGUUGGUUAUGUGAAUUCGCCACGCUGACCAACAGAAAGUUGGAUAGUGUAAAAGUGACUUCUGUGUGAGCCAUGCUUUAUACAUCACUAUGCUAUUGACAAUAGACAAUAGACCUUUUUUGCCCACAAAAUUUUGCUGACAUUUAACAAAUUUAACUGCACCUUAAGGCCGUUUAGUUUGGAAGUGACUUCUGAGUAAGCAGUGCUUCAUGAAUCGCUAUACUUUCGCAUUGUCUGCGAAAGUUUGGCUGAUUUGACCGCGCCUUAAGAGGGAACCUAUUUUCACAUUGAUUUAAUCUUGACUCACAGUCUGGACUUGAAUGCUCGAUGACCCAAACAAUCUGUAUGGAUCCCUGAUUACAUCUUAACCAUUCAUUUUGCAGUACAACUGACAUUUUGCACUUUUUGAGCAUACAAAAGCUGAAUCUUUCACUGCGGCAGAUAUCUGUGGCCACUGGCUUCUCCUGCCUUCUUUUAAUGGAAAUGUUUUAUCAUCAACCACUUUCCAACUGUGAUAACUACCCCUUGAUUUGCAUAUUAAUUUGUUGCAUUUUGCACAAUCUCUUGCCUCACAGUUAGCUAUACAAUUACACUAAUCAAGAGACCUUGAUGCCAGAUGAUGCAGCUGACUCCUCGCUGCGUCAAUUUCCCUUGUUGAAAGGAAAGGAGUAUGUGUCAUCAGCGGCUUCCAGCCACGUUUAAAACCUCAACAUUUUUCAAAUUACUGUUAAUGGUUGCCUGGCCUCUUACAGUGGUCUCUCUUGGUUCAGUCUGUGGGAGAAUAACGCAAAACGGUUUCGUUUAAAAGUAAUGUAAGAGGAAAGCAGAUUUAUUUUACUCCAGAAUAUACAGGACUUUGUUGGGAUGUUUAAAAAUGAACAAGUAUGAUUUCACUUACAGUUCUGUUCGAUUUACACCAAAGAAAAUCCAUACGGAUCAAACAUUCCUGCCUUCUGCAAACCAAAGUUUAGCUACAGUGCUUUGACAAUAUUUAAAUGCUGCUUUAUAAAUUGUUUUGUGCAUUUUUUUUUUUGUAUGCUGUACCUGUACAUUCUGUAAAGCAUGUAUAAAGAACAUUGUUUCAGAAAAUUCUGACAUUUAGCUGACAUUUAAACAAUAAAAUGAAUUCACAUGCA